Messenger RNA from Marasmius oreades (fairy-ring Marasmius), 2648 nucleotides. RefSeq lists its product as uncharacterized. The transcript has 10 exons. NCBI's taxonomy places the organism in Eukaryota, Fungi, Basidiomycota, Agaricomycetes, Agaricales, Marasmiaceae. Gene Ontology annotation, molecular function: oxidoreductase activity; FAD binding. The record is from RefSeq and is a predicted model, not a curated record. Bases 969 to 2435 code for a protein of 488 amino acids.
GAGCCAAGAACCUGAACCUCCUCGGUGUUGGCCCUUGGGGCAGCGGUAAAAAUACUGCCGCACACCGAGUUGAACACAGACUCAAUGUCUAGCCCGCUGGCAGGAAUGUCCGAGGAGUGCACUAGGGAAUGAUGAAAUCGACCAAACCGCAAACGAUAAUAUGGCACGCCGCUUGCACAACUACGCAAUCCGCAGACAUAUAAGAACGCCUAUCCCAGCCACUAGAGGAUCCUCAGACCUUCACGGACUACUGCCCGCCCUAUCUACUACUAGACUCUAGUACUUCCCCCAUCAUGAAGUCGAUCUUCACUACGACUGAUGACGCCCGUGUUACUCUUCUCGUCCCAUCCCAACGUCCGGCCGCUGACUGGCGAAUACUACCUAGGGACAUGUUACAAACUGAAAUGAUGGCGCGGUAAUCCGCCGGGGGAGCGAACCUCCCUCUUACAAAAUGGUGCACGGAGUAAAUUAUUAUAGAUCAUGAGAAGCACAUCGUUGCACCUUGACUUUGUUGUACUAUUAUACCCCCUCCUCACUAGCAGUCCCUUUUGACGUCUCUAACAUGUAUAUUAUCAGCGUAGCCUAUUUAAUGAUGCACGGGACUUUGAUUUAAAUUUCACAUCCGCCCCAACAACACCGGGUGACUUCGCCGUCUUUUUCUGAUUCCAAUAUUACAAGUUCCCAUGAGUUCAUAUCUCGGUUUUCUUCAAUCAGGAGGACGCUGGAUCUAUCGUUCAACGCUUUCAGGUUGAACUCAGCACCAUGUUAGUCUCGGCCAUCACUGUGGCCGCUACGUUGGCCGCUUUUGCUGGUGGAAAAGACCUACAUUCGUGUCGAACCUUGCCUACCGACCAUUCAUGGCCAGCCGAAAACGUUUGGAACACGUUCAAUCAGUCUGUCGAUGGACAUCUCGUUAGGACCGUCCCUCUCGGUAGUCCUUGUCACGACCCAAACUACGAUGAAGCACAAUGUCAAGCCGUACGGGAGAAAUGGCACCUCGCAGAAUUCCACGAGUCGCAUCCGUCUUCUGUAAUGGAUCAGCCUUUAGUAAGGAAAAGCUGCGAUCCUUUCGACCCUCGAGAACUUCCAUGUCAAAUUGGUUCAUAUCCGCAGAGCAUAACAUCCGAUUUGUAGUCAAGAAUAGCGGACAUGACACUCUGGGAAGAUCGAGCGGUACAGGCGCAGUGUCCGUAUGGAUGCAUAAUCUGCAAGACAUUACUUUCAUUUCCGAAUACAAAUCAUCGAUCUAUACAGGCCCAGCCUUUAAAGCCCAUGCCGGAGUUCGUAGUAUUGAUAUCGCAAAUGCGGCUAGUAAUAGAGGUUUGGUCGUUGUCAGUGGGGGUUGCCCGACAGUUGGCUUCACUGGCGGUUUCAUACAGGGCGGUGGACAGUCUGCUGUGAGUUCGUUCUACGGAUUGGCGGCAGACCAAACGUUAGAGUUCGAGGUGAUUACAACCCAAGGCAAAUUUAUCCAUGCUUCCCCUACGGAAAACCAAGACCUUUAUUGGGCAUUGAGCGGCAGUGGAGGAGGAGCCCACGGGAUCGUAUGGUCCGUUACCGUGAAAGCUUACGAAGACCUUCCUGUCAGUCUCGGAUCUAUCAGUUUCACCUCGGAAGGCAUAACGCAGGAAACGUUCUUUCAAGCGAUCGAUACUUUUCACGCUAACACGCCGCGCUUUGCGGAUGCUAAAGUUUGGACUAUUGCACAAUACACAGGCGGGUUUUUCAGCCUCAAUCCGGUCUUCGCAGUGAACAAAACUUCUGCGGAGGUUUCAACUCUCCUUCGACCUCUUCUCGAUACCCUAGAUUCACUGGGAGUCAAGUAUGCUUCGGAUGUCGAGUCCUACGAUGGCUACCUCGCGGCCUAUGAAACUCUCGUUGUUCUGAUCAAUGUUCCGAUUGGUGUUAUGGUCACAGGUUCACGGUUGCUUCCCACAUCGCUUUUCGAAGAUAAGGAGCGAUUGAAAGGGGCUCAAAAGGCUAUCCGAAGUAUCCUAGCAAGUGGAGGCAUGAUUUUCGAGUUUGUUUUGAAGGCCACUUUGGACGUAGCAGGAAACCCUCAAAAUAGUGUUUUGCCAGCUUGGCGUAAGGCGAUAAAACACCUUGGGGUUGCAAUACCUCUUGCCGAUGGUGAAUCCUCCGAACAGGUAUCACACAAAAGGAGGAAGAUAACUACGGAGUUCUUACCAGAGCUGAAGAGGUUAACGCCCGGUUCAGGAUCUUACCACAACGAGGCAGAUCCGAACGAUCCUGAUUACAAAGAAGCGUUUUAUGGGUCCAAUUACGACAAACUGCUUGCUAUCAAGGAUAAAUGGGACCCAGAUCAGAUUUUAUAUGGAGCUACGUCUGUUGGGGGGGACAGGUGGAGGGAGACUGUGGAGGGGAGACUUUGCAGAAAUGAGGAGUAUGAGGAUCUACUCCAUGAUGAGUUGUAGUCCGCUUGGUGGUUUCUUGUUUUCUCUUUUUCUCUCGUCUAGAUCGUGUGUCGUAUGCCUCCGUAUGUAUAUCGUGAGAUUUCUCCGAGCUGCUUUUAGUCGGUAGAUACCAGACAUCAUACUUUGACUUCCGGAUCAGCUGAGGGGUAGGUGGGCGGGGGAGAGUUACAUCAAUUUCUUAUGAACCUCCGCGGUUCGGACAACAUAGCUGGC